CUAUUCCCAUCUGAAUUCAGAAUCCGACCUUUCCCUCCGAUCAAUAAAUCUAUUUUGUCAAGAAUCCCGACUCCUCAAUUAGUACCAGCCGUACUAUUAGUAAUUAGACCUGUAGACUCAGUGGUCACUCCUCGCCACCUUCUUCCCCAUCUCUCGCUCCUCCUCCAACCAUAUUAUGCUCUUUUCCCCUCAAAUUCUGUAACAGAAUCUGAUUCCAAUCUCAACCCAAAAACCUUUUCCUCUUCCCACCUCCAACCCUUGUCCAAAGAUUAAAUUUUGAUACCAAUUAUCCAAUUUCUGUCUGAGGUAUUAUAACUUUUACGACUAUUAAACAUAAACAUUACCCCACAACCUUAUUAUUUCCUUACUCCUAGAAUCACAGACCAAAAUUUUGUCUUCUCCAGCUUUCUUUGAUCGGAGAGUCUGUAUCUUUAUGAAAAGAUUGUCUUUUUCUUAUCUCUGUCUGUAAUCCAUUCUACGUGCAAGGAAGACUGGAAAGCUAUUGUGGAAAGCUACAAAUUACCGUACCCACUCCAAAGCGGCAUUGAUCCUUCUUUGGCCAUUUGGUUCAGAAAGUAGAGUCCAAUAAAAAUCCAUUAAGGACCAGUGACAGUAAAUUACAUUUCGUUGCUGAAUUGAUGAGAAAGUGAGGCAAACUGAACUCAUGAUAGACUUCAGCCAUGGGGUCCUUGAACAUGGAGAAGAGAUGGGUUUUUCCUCUUGCAAUCAGUUCACUGGUAUGCCUUUUCCUUAUUGCAACCUCGUUCAAUAUGGGGAUGGUUUCAUCAUUGCAAAGCAUCAACUCAAUCUUCUCAAUGUUCCCCUCUCGUGCAACUGCUAAUCAAACGAGCCAAUUAUUUGUUGAAGCAAAGGUUAACCAAUCUCCACCACCUCCAGCUGCUCCACCAGUUCCGCGUUUUGCGUAUCUGGUAUCAGGAUCAAGAGGUGAUCUAGAAAAGCUUUGGAGAACUCUCCAUGCAUUGUAUCAUCCACGGAAUUAUUAUGUUGUACAUUUGGACCUGGAAUCCCCUGCAGAGGAGAGGCUGGAGCUUGCUUCCCGGGUUGAGAAAAAUCCCAUAUUUUCUAAGGUUGGGAAUGUAUUCAUGAUUAAAAAGGCUAACAUGGUUACUUAUAGAGGGCCCACCAUGGUCUCUAAUACGCUUCACGCUUGUGCCAUUCUUCUCAAGAGACACAAGGAUUGGGAUUGGUUUAUUAACCUAAGUGCUUCAGACUACCCAUUGGUGACUCAAGAUGAUCUUCUGCAUACCUUUACUGGUUUAAGGCGGGAUUUGAAUUUCAUCGAGCACACUAGCCGAUUGGGCUGGAAAGAGAAUCACAGGGCAAUGCCGUUGGUCGUGGAUCCCGGGCUCUACCAGGACACAAAGUCUGAUAUAUUCUGGGUCCAACCUAAGAGAACUUUGCCCACUUCAUUUAAGCUCUUUACUGGUUCUGCAUGGAUGAUCCUGUCGCGUGCUUUUGUGGAGUACUGCGUCUGGGGUUGGGAUAACCUUCCUAGAACUCUACUUAUGUACUAUACAAAUUUUGUGUCCUCUCCUGAGGGCUAUUUUCAGACAGUUGUUUGCAAUGCCCCAGAAUUUGUACCCACUAUUGUCAACCAUGACAUGCACUACAUAGCUUGGGAUAAUCCCCCAAAACAGCAUCCGAAAACCCUCCACCUGAAUGACACAGCUCCAAUGAUUGCAAGCGGUGCUCCAUUUGCUCGUAAGUUCAGGGCAAAUGAUCCUGUAUUAGAUAAACUUGAUAACGAGUUCCUCGGUCGCAAAAAUGGUAGCUUCACACCCGGUGGCUGGUGCCGCGGUAAACCUCGUUGCUCGAAGGUUGGAAAUCCUGCGAAGCUGAAACCAGGCCCUGGUGCUGAACGCCUGCGCGGUCUAGUAGAUAAUAUAGUUUUGUCCCCAAGAUUUAGCGAGAAUCAGUGUAAGUAGAUUAUAGUGUAUCAUUCUUGCUUGCAGAUUAAAAAGGGCAAGCUAAAUUUACUUCCAUAAGCCCCAACGAUUCUUUGUUGGAAGCUGGAGUAUUAUAUCAAUGACACUGCACAGUUAACAUCAUUU
Messenger RNA from Coffea eugenioides, 2072 nucleotides. RefSeq names its product beta-glucuronosyltransferase GlcAT14B-like. Gene Ontology annotation, molecular function: glucuronosyltransferase activity. Gene Ontology annotation, cellular component: membrane. The transcript has 5 exons. The coding region runs from base 681 to 1946 and encodes 421 amino acids. The record is from RefSeq and is a predicted model, not a curated record. Lineage: Eukaryota; Viridiplantae; Streptophyta; Magnoliopsida; Gentianales; Rubiaceae.